Sorex fumeus (smoky shrew) is the source of this 915-nucleotide messenger RNA. RefSeq names its product BH3 interacting domain death agonist (gene BID). The transcript has 5 exons. NCBI's taxonomy places the organism in Eukaryota, Metazoa, Chordata, Mammalia, Eulipotyphla, Soricidae. The coding region runs from base 1 to 618 and encodes 205 amino acids. Gene Ontology annotation, cellular component: cytosol; mitochondrion; cytoplasm. The record is from RefSeq and is a predicted model, not a curated record. Gene Ontology annotation, biological process: apoptotic mitochondrial changes; positive regulation of intrinsic apoptotic signaling pathway; positive regulation of release of cytochrome c from mitochondria.
AUGGACUCUCAGAUCAACAACCGUUCUGGCCUCCACGAUGAGCACAUCACCAACUUGCUCUUGUUCGGUUUCCUCCAAAACUGCUCCAACCUUAAUUUCCGUGAAGAGCUGGAGGAGCUGCAGUUCCAGCUGCCGGGGCCUGCUCCCUCCACGUGUCGGCUGCAGCGGCAGGGCCUGCGGGUACAGCUGCAGGGCCCAGAGCUGCAGACCGACGGCAACCACUGCAGUCAGCUGCUCGUGGACGGAGAGACAGAUUCUGAAAGCCAGGAAGAAAUCAUCCAGGACAUUGCCAGGCAGCUUGCCCACAUUGGGGACAGCAUGGACCGCAAAAUCCACCCGGCACUGGUGCAGGACCUGGCAGCACGGUUUAUGAAUGGGAACCUGUCCGAGGAAGAGAGAGGGAAGUGCCUGGGAGAUGCGCUGAGACAGAUCCUGCAGACUUACCCUAAAGACAUGGAGCAGGAGAAGAUCAUGCUGACGAUGACCAUGCUGCUGGCCAAAAGGGUGGCCGAUCACACACCCUCUUUGCUGCGGGAUGUCUUCCACACAACAGCGAACUUUAUCAACCAGAACCUGCUUUCCUGUGUGAGGACCUUAGUCAGAAAUGACACAGAUUGAACAGAUGACUCUGGAAGAGCAUGACUGGCUAACACUUGGCAUGGUGACAGAAGAGAGCUGCCUGAAGUGGCGAUGGGAGCCACAGUAACCAAACAGUUCUUAGGAUCGGCAUGAGAAAAUGUGUUUCGUUUUCAGGACAAUAUUUUCAACUUGUGACUGAUUCAGAGAUCUCUACAUUAAUAUACUUGAAUGAAAAUGUCAGUGUGCAUAUUUUUGAAUGCAUUUCCUACCCCCUAAAUCCAUCUACAUAUCAUGCCCUUAAUUCAACUGUAUGAAUUCCUACUUGAAUAAUAUGGA